ACGCAUUCACCGCUGACGACCUAGCAGAUCCGGGUCGCGAGUUUCUUGUGAAAAACAGCGUAGGAAAGGCUCGUUCGCUCUAGUAGAAUUAGUGUGACAGGAUGCCCGGCACCGACAGAGAAACGGACCUCUCGGAACGAACGGAAGCCUUCUUAGCAGAGCUGAAGCGGAGCGGCGGCGGGGCCGGACCCCUCCGGGGGUCGGGGGAAACCGCCCGGGAGACGGUGGCUCUGCUGCGGAAGAUCACGGCGCAGGCGAGAUGGAGCAACGCCGGGGAGCUCAUGGAAAUCGUGCGCAAGGAGGGCCGGAGGAUGACGGCCGCGCAGCCGUCGGAGACCACGGUGGGCAACAUGGUGCGCAGAGUGCUCAAGAUCAUCAGAGAGGAGUACGCCAGGUCUCGAGGGAGCAGCGAGGAGGCGGAUCAACAGGAAUCCCUCCACAAGCUGCUGACUUCUGGCGGCCUGAGCGAGGACAACUUCCGGCAGCACUUCGCCCCCCUGAAGGGCAACGUGAUCGAGGCCGUCAACGAGCUGCUCACGGAACUCGAUGGAACCACGGAGAACAUCGCCAUGCAGGCCCUGGAGCACAUCCACUCCAACGAGGUGAUCAUGACCAUCGGCCGCUCGCGCACCGUGGAAGCCUUCCUGAAGGCAGCGUGCAAGCGCAAGUUCCACGUCAUUGUGGCUGAGUGCGCGCCCUUCUGCCAGGGCCACGAAAUGGCGACUAGUCUUUCGGAAGCCAACAUCGAGACCACGGUCAUUCCCGACGCUGCCAUAUUUGCUGUGAUGUCCAGGGUGAAUAAGGUCAUCAUUGGCACACAGACUGUGCUGGCAAACGGGGGGCUGCGAGCAGUGAACGGGACCCACACAUUGGCCCUGGCAGCCAAGCACCACUCUACCCCACUCAUCGUCUGCGCACCCAUGUUCAAGCUGUCGCCACAGUUUCCGAAUGAAGAAGACACGUUCCAUAAAUUUGUGUCGCCACAGGAAGUGCUACCGUUUACUGAAGGUGAGAUCUUGUCGGAGGUCAAUGUGCACUGCCCUGUAUUUGACUAUGUACCUCCAGAGCUUAUAACGCUCUUCAUCUCCAAUAUCGGUGGCAAUGCUCCCUCCUACAUCUAUCGCCUGAUGAGUGAGCUUUAUCACCCUGAGGACCAUGAGCUUUAAUUCUUAUUCUAAAUAAAUAUUUAAU
Scleropages formosus (Asian bonytongue) is the source of this 1191-nucleotide messenger RNA. RefSeq names its product eukaryotic translation initiation factor 2B, subunit 2 beta (gene eif2b2). The record is from RefSeq and is a predicted model, not a curated record. Gene Ontology annotation, cellular component: eukaryotic translation initiation factor 2B complex. The transcript has 8 exons. Gene Ontology annotation, molecular function: translation initiation factor activity; guanyl-nucleotide exchange factor activity. NCBI's taxonomy places the organism in Eukaryota, Metazoa, Chordata, Actinopteri, Osteoglossiformes, Osteoglossidae. Gene Ontology annotation, biological process: translational initiation. Bases 102 to 1166 code for a protein of 354 amino acids.